This is a messenger RNA of Phaedon cochleariae (mustard beetle), 2925 nucleotides long. The record is from the annotation of a GenBank genome assembly. Lineage: Eukaryota; Metazoa; Arthropoda; Insecta; Coleoptera; Chrysomelidae.
AUGGGUUACAAGGCAGCUGUGCAGGUUUUGAAGCAAGCAGAAGAGUUGAAAGUCAAGGUUUCCAGUAAAUGCGACUGGCUUAAUAAUGCUGAAGCAUGGACAAACCAGCAGAAACUACAGACAAUCUACCACCAAGUGUUGGUAUUGGAUCUUGAGUAUGCCCUAGACAAAAAGGUUGAACAAGAUUUGUGGAAUAUUGGAUUCAAAAACCACAUCUCAAGUUUACAAGAAUUGGCCAGAGAUAAAAAGAAUCCUAAUAGAUCAGACUGCCAGGCACUGUUGACUUGGGCUCUAGAAGCUGCUUCAGGUUUUUACAUUACAUUAUUACAAGAAUUAUGCAAUACCUUUGAUGUAGAUCUGCCAUUUCGAAGGAGAGGCAGUGUAUUUGGACAAACUACUAGAAAUUCAGAAUUGACUGACUUGCCUCAAACAUCUUCCUGCCUUUACAUAUGUCAAUACUGCCUUGUUCAUUUAGGAGACAUAUCCAGAUAUAGGAAUCAGCGAAUACAAGCUGAGAGUUUUUACAAGCAAGCAAUCUUAGUCUCUCCAACCAGUGGACAUCCCUAUAACCAACUAGCUCUUUUGGAAGCUAGCCAGGGCAACAAACUGUCAACUGUAUUUUAUUAUAUCAGAGGGAUUGCUGUGAAAAAUCCUUUUCCUGCAUCUGUAACAAAUUUAUCAAGUACCCUCAAUUCCACUAUUGAUAAGGAAUGCAUCCAACCGGACAAAAUCCAGACGAAGAUGACAGUCAACGAGUUCGUCCAACUCUUUAUGUGUACUCACGCCUACUUCCACACCUGCUCCGAACUGAAACAAGCCGAACUCUCCGUGAAGAGCCUCAACUCCGUGAUGACCGCUCUGGUGGCUACGCAGAGCUUCACCAAGGACGACCUGAUGAAGAUUUCGAGCAUCAAUUUGUACUCGCUGGACCGACUGGGGUCGGUCCGGAAGGAAUUGACGAAGGAUGAGAAGAAAGUCCGGGAGUUGGUUUUGGAUUUGAUUGCGGGGUCAUUGAGCGCUCUUCUGAUGCCGGUGCAUACGCUGAAGAUGGACGAGGGACUGAUGGAUUAUUAUGCGCUUCCGGCAGUUAAACUCCUGUUAUAUUUCAUCCAAAAUGAGCCAGAUGUUCUGAAGGAAAAGGUCUUCACAAGCAGAUUACAGAUUUGGCCUAGUCUGGUUAAAUUAUUGAAUAACGUUCUCAAACACCUAAAAGGUUUCAACUUCAAUAAAUAUUCUAAAUAUCCGUUACCAGAAGACAAAGAUUUACAGGGAUUUUUACCUUUAUCGAAAAAUUUCAAAGAAUUUGAUUUCAAGGAAGGGAUUGAUGACAUAAAAGUGGAAAGACUGGUGAGGAUGAAACGAAUUGUGAACAUUAGUUCAUGGUUGACUGAAACAGACGUGAAUGGAAGCAAAUUGGUGGUCAAGAGUGAGAAGGAUGGUGAAAUUAAUUUUGAACCUGUUUGUAUUCAACCUGAUCCAACGAAUGAUUUAUUGGAAGAAAUGAAGUCGUUUAGUAUCGUCAAAAAUUCGGAAAACAAUGAAAAGAAAGGUAUGGAAAGAAAAACGGGUAUUCUGAAGCCACAAGGAUCUCUGGAAAAAUCCAGGGAAGAAAGAGAGCUUUUGUCAUCGUCGACUUCUGUGGAUUUGACUUCUACUGUGUCUAAUAUGUUCAAUUCGAACCCAAUUAAUAACAGAAUUGAUCCGAAAACCAAGAAAGGAAAACAGAAUAUAGCAUUGCAGUCAAUAUUCAGAAAAAUGGAAGAGAACAAUAAGCAGGUGAAAUUCAUCGUCGACGAACCGCCCGACAAAGACAGACCCGCCAAAUUCGAUCCGCCCCCCGCCCUCCCCCCUCCCCUUCAACCUCAACCCCACCCCUUCGCCCAGCCCCCGCCCCUGCGACCUCCCCCCACCUUCAACCCCUCAUUCGCCACUUCCAACCCCCCACCAUCAUCAACCUCUCAACCCGACUACCUGACGGCCCUUCGCAACAUGCCCAACCUACAAAUGGAGGGGCAGACGGCCCUUCGCAACAUGUCCAACCUACAAAUGGAGGGACAGACGGCCCAUCGCAACAUGCAGAUGGAAGGGCAGACGGCUCUUCGCCAAAUUCCCAACAUGCAGAUAGAGGGGCAGGGUUAUCAGUAUGGCUCGAAGAAGGACGGUGGGCAGAUGGGGCAGGCUUCGCGGUACCAGAAGGGGCCGCCCUUGGGCUACCACCCCGCCCAACAGGGCGGGUACGUGCAAGCGGCGAUGCCCUAUCAGAACGUCAGUUUGCCGCCGUCGCAUCCCUUCAAUGCGUGGAGUCACAGGGGUGCGGCCAUCGAGCAAGAAGUGCCGCCCAUGCCGAACCCCGCCUGGUGGCAGAACACCGCCCCGCCCCCGCCCGCCGCAAAUUACCGCCCCGACUACCUCGCCUUCCCGCCCGCCUACCCGCCCUCCAACUACACGCCCAUGCAGCAGGCUAAGCCGCAAGGGGGCGGCGACAUUUUCAAGUCGGGCGGCGGCGACGUCUUCAAGUCGCCUUGGAGCAACAGCUACGCGGGAGGCGGGGCAACUAUGGGGUACGAGAAGGGGGCGGCGACGGCGGCCAAUCAGGGCAUGUCGAUAAGGCAGGCGAUGUUGAAGGAGGGCGGGGCGCAGGGGGCGGCCGUUGGACCGCCGGGAAGUAAUUUGACGAGGAUAUCCAAUCCACCUUCCCAAGACACCACCUUCGUCCAUCAACAGCCGCCUGCCAAUCCGGGCUACUCACUGUUCAACAACAGCUGGACGCCCAACCUGGCUGGGCAACUGAGGGGCAGCAAGCCGCCCACGGAGGCUGCGAUGGGCGGCCACCUGCCCCAGCAGUCGCUUUUCAGCGGGCACGGGCCCAAAUCUUUGGCGCAGCUGCUCGAACAACAGAGCCAGUUGAACAAGCACGAUUUAUGA